Messenger RNA from Entrophospora sp. SA101, 3363 nucleotides. Lineage: Eukaryota; Fungi; Glomeromycota; Glomeromycetes; Entrophosporales; Entrophosporaceae. The record is from the annotation of a GenBank genome assembly.
AUGGAUGAUGCAAAUGGUGAAGUGCAGAAUUUAGCAGUAAAAUGUCUUGCUCCGUUGGUUAAAAAAGUACGAGAAGCACAAUUGCAAGAAAUAGUGGAUCAAUUAUGUUUGUAUUCGACGCAACAAGGAAAAGAAGAAUUGCGUGAUAUUGCAGGAAUUGGGUUGAAAACUAUUAUUGUUGAAAUUCCAAGUAAUUCGCCAAGUGCAAACAAUGUACUACAAAGAUUGAUUCCAAGGUUGCUUUUACAAUUGGAAAAUCCAAAGGCAUCAUUCGAGGUUCAAAUGGAUACAUUGGAUAUCUUGAGUGAAUUAUUGGCUAGAUUUGGUACCAUUGUUGCAAGUAAUUCUCAGACUCAAAAAAAAAUUCAAAAUGUUUUAAUUCCACUCUUAAAACAUUCUAGAGCUGCUUUUAGAAAAAGAACCACUGUUGCAUUAGGAAAUCUCGUAACACAUGAUCCUGAUGAUCUUUUUAACGAACUUGUACAACAAUUAUUGAUUGAAUUUAGAGAAUCCGAGAAUCAAAAUGAUAAAUUGAAAACAUUAAUUCAAUGUGUAGGAACUUUAAGUCGGUCUAGUGCACCUAGACUUGGAAAACAUUUACCUGAAUUUUUACCAAUAGUAAUUGACAAAAUUAAAGUGGAUGAUGAUGAAUUAAGAGAAAAUUGUUUACAGGCAUUAGAAUCAUUCGUGUUACGGUGUCCUACAGAAAUGUCUUCACACGUCUAUACUAUAACUGAUCUUGUCCGAAGAGCAUCAUUGAAACUUUUAUCGGCAGUUAUUGCCACAAGACACGAGCUUCUAUCAUACUUUUAUCAAAAAGUUGCUCCUGUAUUGGUUUCCAGAUUCAGGGAGCGCGAAGAAUCUGUUCGUGUCGAUGAUCUUCAAACUUUCAUUGUUUUAUUAAGACAAACUUUGGUAUACGGCACUAAUACCUACAUCCCGAGAGAUGAUGAUCAUCAACCAAAAAGAGUGCGUGUUGGUACUGAAGAUUCACAAGAAAGCCCUAAACAAAUGUUAAGAAAUUUGGUUCCGAGAUUAAGUCGUAAUCUUCAUAAACAAUUACUUUCAAAAUCAAUUAUCACAAAACAAACUGGUUUCAUACUUUUACGUGAACUGAUUACAGUAUUAAAUGGAGGUCUUGAAAAUCAUCUGGACUAUUUUGUACCCGCAAUUGAAACUUCUUUAUCAACUCCAUUGGAUUCAAGUCAUCAUCAUCACAUUAGCACAAAUUCUAAUCUCAAGAUAGAAACUUUAAGUUUUCUUCGUCAACUAUUCAAAGUUCAUCCUGCUCAAGUAUUCCAUCCUCAUCUAACCAGACUAUGUCCACCCAUAAUCGCAUCCGUUGAAGAUAAAUUCUACAAAAUCACGUCAGAGGCUUUUCUAGUCUGUAUUGAGUUGAUUAAAGUCAUCAGACCAAUUGAAUACCAAGAAGACGCCAAAACCUACAACGUGCAACCAUUGGAUCCAACUUUCAAAUCCUACAUAUUGGAUAUUUAUAAUGUUACCAAAUCACGUCUUUCAACAACCGAUGCCGACCAAGAGGUAAAGGAACGUUCAAUAGUAUGUCUGGGGGUCCUUAUAUCUCAGGCUGGUGAUAAUCUAAAGAACGAACUUAAGAUUUGCAUGCCGAUAUUAUUGGAUCGUUUGAGAAAUGAGGUGACACGUUUGACCACUGUUAAAACGUUUACUAGCAUAGCUGAUAGUCCUGUUUGCAAAGGUCAAGAGGUUAAAACAGCAGUUGUUGGUGCUAUUAAUGAAGUAGCUGUUUUAUUAAGGAAAAGUCAUCGUCAAUUAAAAGUUGCAAGCUUAGUUUGUUUAGAAGUAUUCAUCAGAAGAUACGGAAACGAUUUAGGAAGUGACUCGUAUACACGUGUACUUGAAGAAUUAACACCUCUUAUUUCAGAUCAAGAUCUUCAUUUAUUACCAUUAGCUUUAAAUACUGUUGUUUCAGUUAUGCGCAGCAGCCCCAGUUCACUUGACACAAUAUAUAAAGAUAUAUUACCAUCAGUUUUUCGUCUUGUACAAUCAACUCUAGUUCAAGGAGCAGCUUUGGAUAGUCUAUUGAUUUUCUUUGAAACCUUGAUUGCCACAAAUCAGGCUGAUUUUUCUAGACUUUUCAAUGGUCUGAUGCAACCUGCUAUAACUGAAGAGUCUGGACAAUUGAUACUCUCAAAACAGGCAUAUUCCACAAUUGCCCAAUGUAUGGCUGUAUUAUGUGUUAACACGCCUAAAAAUUAUUGUUCAACAACUGUCGAUGAUUUUAUUAAUAAAAUUUCGAAUCCACAAACGUCUGAUUCCAUUAAAUAUUUGUCAUUAUUGGCUAUAGGUGAAAUAGGCAGGAAAAUUGACUUGAGUCAACAUGCAAAUUUACAUGUUACAAUUUUAUCAUUAUUCUCGGCACCAUCUGAAGAUACAAAAUCAGCUGCUGCAUUUGCACUUGGUAAUCUUAGUGCAGGAAAUGUCAGUAAAUAUUUACCAAUUAUAAUUGAACAAAUAGCUGGUGAUCAGAAACAACAAGGUGUUAAAGCUUUAGGCCCUUUUGCAGAUAAAAUCUGGAAUAUAUUGUUUGAUAGUGGUAAAGGCGAUGAAGAGGAGGGUACCAGAAGUGUAGUAGCAGAGUGUCUUGGUAAAUUAACAUUAGCAAACCCAAAUAAAUUUUUGCCAGAGCUUCAGAAACGUCUUCGAUCUACAUCUGCACAAACUCGUGGUACAGUGGUGACAGCUGUCAAAUUCACAUUUAUCAACCAAGGACAACAAUAUGAUGAAUUGUUAAGACCUAUUAUUAUAGAUUUCUUGUCCUUGAUUAAAGACGGAGAUUUGAAUGUUCGUAGGCUUUCAUUGGGAACAUUAAAUUCAGCUGCACACAAUAAACCACAUUUGAUUCGUGAUGUUCUGAAUCAACUUUUACCAUUAUUAUAUGAAGAAACAGUUAUAAAAGAACAUCUUAUUCAUAUGGUGGAAAUGGGACCAUUCAAACAUAAAGUUGAUGAUGGUCUUGAUAUAAGAAAGUCUGCGUAUGAAUGCAUGUAUACGUUAUUGGAAACAUGUCUUGAUAAACUUGAAAUAUAUAGGUUGGAUGAAACGGUUGAUCCACUUAAGGGAACGUUAACACAUCGUAUGAAAGAUAACGCUGUUAAAUCAGAAAUUGAUAAGAAUAACGAGCUGUGUCGAUCUGCAAUUAGAGUUGUGGUGACUUUAAGUAAAUUAGCUACUGGGCAUGGCGGAGGUACACCUAAAUUUGAUGCAUUUGUAAGAGAUACAAAAGUAGGACAUUGGUCUGAAUAUUAUAAUUCUUAUCAAGUCGAAAUGGGAUCAAAAGAAUUUAUAAUUACAGGUCAUGGUGAUAGUAUGGAUACUUCAUAA